AUGCAACAAACAUACCGUAUUUUCAGGUCGUUGUUGGUCAUGUCUCCAGUCAGUCUACUGUUCGCCCUUGUCCUGCUCUUGACCAACGUGUUCGUGGCGCAGCCUCAAAUUGUGCCGGCGGAGGUUUAUCAAGUAAGAGGGCAUACUGUAGUUUCUAGGCGGAAGUCAAAUUGGCUCGAAAUGUUUUAUGGCUUUAGAAUCCAUAAGCUGACUCCACUGAGUUACAAAUGUAUUGAUAGGCUUCAGGUGCUCAUUUGUUGCUUUACCGUAAUUUAUGCAAAUUUUGUGAAACUAGCUGAUAGUUAUUUAAUGUUUUAUAAGAUGAAGAACUUUUUUUGAAAUUGGAUUUCAGGACAGUAACAUGUACCGUGUGGCCCGAGCGCCGGCCAUGAAGUGGAUGCGGUUCGGUAAAAGAGCGCCCCAGGGCAAGUGGAUGAGGUUUGGGAAGCGCGCGCCCCAGGGCAAAUGGAUGAGGUUCGGGAAACGUGGCGACGACCUGUCCGAUGCCGAAUACGAAUGA
This is a messenger RNA of Bursaphelenchus okinawaensis, 520 nucleotides long. NCBI's taxonomy places the organism in Eukaryota, Metazoa, Nematoda, Chromadorea, Rhabditida, Aphelenchoididae. The record is from the annotation of a GenBank genome assembly.